CUUCUUCAUCCUUCUUCAUCCUUCAUUGCGCUAUAAUGUCACAGUUCAUGAAUUUGAUCACCUCACAGGUUAUUCCCUUAACCUACGUCGAUGCGAGUAUUUCUGUCGUCAACUCUGACAUUAUUUUGUUCUACGAGAAUACUGCCAGAAAUGCUGACUUCCUGAACACCAGCGUACUCAGAGAGGCAUUCUACAAGGCAUUGGAGAAGUUCCCGGUAUAUCUUGGAUACCUUAGACAGCGCGCGGACAGAGGACUCGCAAUUGUCAUUGACAAGGACGACCUGAAUAUGCCAAACUACCUCGAGUCAACCUCGGAUAUCCUCUUUUCGGACAUCAAAUCCUCCAGCUACAACCCACGCACCUGGCCUGCUGGGUUGAUGACUACCAGCAUGACCCCAGUUCCUGACCAAGCAACUGGCCAGAUAAAGAUGCUGCAUGUCCACAUCGUCAGGUUUCGAGAGUCAUCUGGGGUGGCCAUAUUCAUCAGUAGCUGCCAUGGUGUCACAGACGGUACUGGGUUCUACAGUUUCGUAAAUCGCUGGGCUGAUGAAACGCGAGCUUUGAUGACUGGAGUAUCUGCGCCUGAGAUAGCUGUCUGCUUUGAUCGUGCAGUUCUUGUCGGUGACCCUACCGACGCGCGAGCUGAAGUCGAUAAUCUCCUCCGGGUUAGUAUUACGGACCUUCCGCCAGCAGCAAUAGCCUUGACAUUGCUUUCCCCAAUGGAGCGCAACAAAGUAAUUCAUUCCAGAAGGCCAAAUGCUGACCACCAAGGCUGCCUCUACCGGAUCGGCCAUGACAAGCUUGAGUAUUUGCGAGAUGGUGUACAGAAAUGCACCUUGGAUGGUCCCCGGCUUUCAAUUAACGAUGCCCUGAGCGCAUUGAUCGCCAAGACAGUGUCUCAGGCACAGUUUGCCAAUACGACUGGACUUAUCGACCAGCCAAGCAAGUCUGGCGAUAUGGCACACCUCCAUUUGACUACUAUCGCAUGCGAUUGCCGCCGCCAUCUCGGAAUAUCUGAUAUGGGUUAUAUUGGAAAUGCUCAGUACAUGUCUAUGGUGACAAAUCCAGUCGAGAGAAUCAUCCAGGCAACGACGUUCGAGACGCUGGCUGAGGCUGCAAUUAAAAUCAGACACGCCAUUAACCGGGUACAGGCCCCACAGAUAAGAGCCUAUAUUGAUAUGAUCAACCAGCACUCAGCCCUAUACAUGGGCCCAAUUACCAGGGCAAAAAUGUAUGGGCUACGUACAACUAUAUCAAACCAGUCUCGGUUUGGACUCUACGAUAUAGAUUUUGGAUAUGGAGCUGCAGACUUUAUUACUAGUCGCCCCGCUCGACUAGCCAGUAUGGUCACUAUCCUGCCUACUCGCCCACCAAGCAAGGAUGUGUAUGUCUCAAUUACUGACACGCCAGCAGUGCUUGAGAGCAUCCACAGUAACAACUUUUGGAGACGCUUUGCUGAUCUCGUCUACUAGAAGAACUAUUUGAAGUCAAAAUCCCAAGCCACUCCUAUCUCGCUAUUAACCAGAUCGGGCACGCUCAGAAUCGGACUCAAAUAGGCCAGCUGGCUCCCCUUUUCCUUUCCUCACUCACUUUUUAGUUCCAAUUUUCAUACAUUCUUGUGAACACUCCCU
Molecule: messenger RNA, 1631 nt
Organism: Linderina pennispora
Lineage: Eukaryota; Fungi; Kickxellomycota; Kickxellomycetes; Kickxellales; Kickxellaceae
Exons: 1
Coding region: 36-1472 (478 amino acids)
Molecular function (GO): acyltransferase activity, transferring groups other than amino-acyl groups
Source: RefSeq, a predicted model, not a curated record